This is a messenger RNA of Cyprinodon tularosa, 2187 nucleotides long. RefSeq names its product hydroxylysine kinase, tandem duplicate 2 (gene hykk.2). The coding region runs from base 128 to 1213 and encodes 361 amino acids. The transcript is spliced from 5 exons. Gene Ontology annotation, molecular function: amino acid kinase activity. NCBI's taxonomy places the organism in Eukaryota, Metazoa, Chordata, Actinopteri, Cyprinodontiformes, Cyprinodontidae. The record is from RefSeq and is a predicted model, not a curated record.
GUCAUUGGCUUUUAUUUUAAUGCUACUAAAUUGCCUUGUCAGUAUUUAACGAGUUAAGAUUUUAAUCCGCAGAUGUUUUUACUCGGAGUUUACUCACUUCUGCCUCUUCUGUCAACGUGCUCUGAAGAUGCCAGUGAAGCACGCCCAGCCCAAUCUCAGCCAAUCUCAGGUUUGUGAGCUCAUGAAGAGGCUCUACAAUCUGACAGCUGCAGAAAUGCGCCCACUGCCCAGCUAUGAUGACCAGAAUCUCUAUGUGGCUCCCUGUGAGGGUGGAGAGUUCGUCCUAAAGAUCAUGAACUCAGAGGACAGUAAGAACACCACCAUCAUUGAGGUGCAGACCCGUGCAAUGUCCUUUCUCCACCAGAAUGGACUCCCUGUUCAGACGGCUGUGCCCACCGCCUCAGGACAACUCAUGAGUCUGGAAGAAAUGGAUUGUGGAUAUGGCCGUCAGAAGUACCUGGUUCGGCUUAUGACGUAUUUACAUGGAGUGACGAUAUCAAGCGUCCCGUCAACGCCUAAGUUAUUAUAUCAAACCGGCAGGACAGCAGCUACAUUGGAUGAAGUCCUUCAGAAGAUGGAGCACCCUCAUCUCAGCAUCCUGGAGAGGGAGAAUUUCAUCUGGAGCUUGUCAAACGUUUCCCUCUUGAAGGGAUACUUGAAUGUAUUAGAUGGAGAUCCACUUCAGGAGGCUGUGAAAUCUGUCAUUACUCAGUAUGAAGACUAUGUGAUCCCAAAGCGCCCCAAUUUUCGGAAAUGUAUUAAUCAUGGCGACUUUAAUGACCUGAAUGUGCUUGUGCAACCCGAUGACAACCAUGGCUACAAGAUUUCUGGCAUCCUAGACUUUGGUGACAUGAAUAGUGGCUACUACGUCUUCGAACUAGCCAUCACCAUAAUGUACAUGAUGAUUGAGCAUCCGGAUCCCAUCCAGGUCGGUGGGCCUGUCCUCGCCGGCUGGGAAAGUGUCUUCCCCCUCAACCAGGAUGAGAAAGACUGCCUCUAUCUUCUGGUACUCUCCCGAUUCUGCCAGUCGCUGGUCAUGGCUCGAUAUUCUGUGACUUUGCAUCCAGAAAAUGAAGAGUAUCUCAUGAUUACUUCCAGAAAGGGAGUUAAGAUCCUCCAACGAUUCUGGGAGCUAGGAAAGAAGCAUGUGGAGAAGGUGUGGUUUCAGCAUGCUGCGGAGUUCAAUAAGACAAUGAAUAAAGACGUUAAUUAAUUGAAACCUGAUGUUUAAAAAAUUAAACAAUAUUAAAGAAACUCAAAUCAUCAAUAAAAUUGAUGUCAUGCUUUGGUCAUAAUAAUUAUUAAUCAGAAUACCAAUAAAAGGAGGAACAAAUCAGUUGUGUAAAUUGUAUAAUUCAGAUGCCACAUUUCUCUCUUUCAUCUGUAUCUGCUGGUCCUUAAAGCUCAGACUCCAGCUGCAGUCCUCUUUCUGUAAAGCCGUUUCCUAACUUAGAUGUCUUUGCUUCCCAAUCGUCUGCACCUUAAGACUGCAUCACCCCAGUGAGUUUAAAGGAGUCAUGUCAUUUGAAUUUACCAGAUUUUAAAGCAGUGCUACAUAUAAACAUUUCACUGCAGUAAUAAAAGUAAAAGAAACUGUCCAGUUUUAGUGUUUAAUGCAUCUGAAAGGAAUGCCCUGUUUAAUUUCUUUUAAAUGUUUUUGCCUUUAACAUAAAGCCUCCAUAUUGCUCUGGAUUUGAAAUGUUAAAGAGCAGACAUUUAAAUUGUGAAAGAGAAAAGCUAAUCAAAUGCAUGUGUUUAUGUGAAGAAUUUAUUUUCCUUUUGUAUUUCUUAAUAUGAAGUAGCAAAUGCUGUAAUCACUGCUACAGAAUCGGUCUCAGGAUUAAAAAUCCCUUCAAUGUUUUAUACGCAAAACAAACCACUUUUUUUCUUUUUAGUUAUGUUUGUUCUUGCAAGAAAUUUAGAAGUUAAAUUUAAGGCUUCAAAAGCUCUUAAAAAAGUAGCUAAAACUUAUUUUUUUAUCUUCACAUUUUUCUCGUGUAUGUAUAAGAUGCUUUCUGUUUUUUUCACUGUACUGUAUUUUGACCUACUUUUAAUCUAAAGCAGCUAGAUAUGAAAGAUAAGGUGCUUAAAUAGGAGAUAAAGGUUGACUUUUUAUCUAAGAUCAUCUAUUCAUUAGGUAAAACUUUAAGGUAGAGUUUAACUUAACUCAUUUAACUUUUCCUUUGG